Symphalangus syndactylus (siamang) is the source of this 5898-nucleotide messenger RNA. RefSeq names its product F-box protein 28 (gene FBXO28). Gene Ontology annotation, molecular function: protein binding. The record is from RefSeq and is a predicted model, not a curated record. Gene Ontology annotation, biological process: protein polyubiquitination. Lineage: Eukaryota; Metazoa; Chordata; Mammalia; Primates; Hylobatidae.
GACAAAAGGGUCUAGGAUGACUACCUUUCUUGAGGUUUACAUGAUGUUCCCUGACUUCCACUUGAAAGGUACCCUGUGAGUCUCUAUCCCACAGGCUCCUCCCCACUCCUCCAGGUACCCCUUCCCCGGCGGCUGCAGGAGGAGGAAGUGACGCACCGGAAGUGUCCCUGUUCCCCUUGCUGUGGGGGGUAAGGAAUCAAACCCCCAAGAUGGCGGCGGCGGCGGAGGAGCGGAUGGCAGAGGAAGGAGGCGGCGGCCAAGGCGACGGCGGCUCCUCUUUGGCCUCUGGCUCUACCCAGCGACAACCCCCACCGCCCCCGCCACAGCACCCGCAGCCGGGGUCCCAGGCGCUCCCAGCUCCGGCGCUGGCUCCGGACCAGCUGCCUCAAAACAACACGCUUGUGGCGCUGCCCAUCGUAGCCAUCGAGAACAUCCUCAGCUUUAUGUCCUACGACGAAAUUAGCCAGCUCCGCCUGGUUUGUAAAAGAAUGGACUUGGUCUGCCAGAGAAUGUUGAAUCAGGGAUUUCUGAAAGUGGAGAGGUACCAUAAUCUAUGUCAGAAACAAGUUAAAGCACAACUCCCAAGGAGAGAGUCAGAAAGGAGAAACCAUUCAUUAGCUCGUCAUGCAGACAUUCUUGCUGCUGUUGAAACAAGGCUGUCACUAUUAAAUAUGACUUUCAUGAAAUAUGUGGAUUCCAAUCUCUGUUGCUUCAUCCCAGGAAAGGUGAUUGAUGAGAUUUAUCGUGUGUUGAGAUAUGUCAAUUCUACCAGAGCCCCUCAACGAGCUCAUGAAGUACUUCAAGAAUUAAGGGAUAUAUCCUCUAUGGCAAUGGAGUACUUUGAUGAAAAGAUUGUUCCAAUUUUAAAGAGGAAAUUACCAGGAUCAGAUGUUUCUGGAAGACUCAUGGGCUCUCCUCCAGUUCCAGGACCGUCUGCAGCCCUAACAACAAUGCAGCUCUUCUCCAAGCAAAAUCCUUCAAGACAAGAGGUUACCAAACUCCAGCAGCAGGUUAAAACUAAUGGUGCUGGCGUGACUGUUCUCAGGCGUGAAAUUUCUGAGCUUCGCACCAAAGUGCAAGAACAGCAAAAACAGCUUCAAGACCAGGACCAGAAACUGCUAGAGCAGACCCAGAUCAUAGGUGAACAAAAUGCACGGUUGGCAGAGCUAGAACGCAAACUACGAGAAGUAAUGGAAAGUGCUGUAGGAAAUUCCUCAGGGUCUGGGCAGAAUGAGGAGUCUCCUCGGAAACGAAAAAAGGCCACGGAAGCCAUAGACUCUCUUAGGAAAUCUAAACGUCUUCGGAAUAGAAAGUAAAUUGGAAUGUGGUUCUGGUUCCAGAGGAAGACACAGCUUAGUAGCUUAAGCAGUUAUGCAUAUCAGGAUACUGUGAGCAACAUGGUGUCCCUUAAGCUUCUAGGCUUUCAGUACACAACUUAAACUUGAACUCUUAUGGUUGGGACAUUCUUUUCCUGCUUCUCCUGAUUGAACUGAUGCACAGAAUCUUUUUACUUUGCAAUAGAUUUGUACUAACCAGACCUGUUCUGUCAUGUUUUGAGGAGUUAACUUUUUUCUGUGCAGAUAAUGUUGAAAGUAAGUUAAUUUGUUUCUGCAUAUAUGCACAUACAUAAGGAUCUUAAACCGAGUCUUGACAGACUAGAAGUUAAGUUUAAUACAGAAAAUGUCCUGUUCACUUGAAAGAAAAGACCUACUUUUUAAAUGGACACUAUCUUGGUUCUUUUUUUUUUUAAGUCGUCUUUUUGUUAUAAGUGACCUUUGUCUGGAAUGUCUGAAAAGUAGUUAAUGCUUUUUGGUAUUGAAGUAAUGGGUAACUAAAAUGGACUUCCAUAGUAUUGACUGUAGAAGGAGCCUCUACAGUAUUGACUAUAUAUUUUUAUAAACUACUGGCAAGGAACUUACCCAGCUGUUAUACAUGUUUUCAGUUCUCUUUGGGGGCCAUGUCCUACAUUUGCAUGGAUGGAUGCAUGCAUUGCCUAGUCAACUCACUUAAAAAGCUCUUGCACUGGUAUUGAUCUUGAACCUCUAUACUUCUCCACUUUUUAGAGCGGCGUCUUAGUUUAUUUAAGCACUUAACAUCUUCCACCACAACAGCUUGCCUCUAGAGGGGGAAUUGUUCAUCCAUUUGUCCUCCAGUUUUAUAGGAACAAGAGACUAUUAAAGCCCAUUGCUUUAUCUGUUCUCUGUAGGGUUCAGGUACACUGGCUAAGGCAGAACCCCAAAUUUUGAGGCUCUUUCUAUCAAUAUUGGACCUCUGGGAGCUACAACUCCUCUUUGCUCACCACCAUGUGAUCAUUGGUCAGAUGUGGUGAAUGAGUAGGGGACUGGACUUGCGGGAUACAGUUUUGCCAUCGCAGCAAAGUUCAUUGGGGAAAAUUGUACCAUGAAAAAGCAUUUUGAGGCCGGGUGCGGUGGCUCACGCUUGUAAUCCCAGCACUUUGGGAGGCCGAGGCGGGCGGAUCACGAGGUCAGGAGAUCGAGACCACGGUGAAACCCCGUCUCUACUAAAAAUACAAAAAAUUAGCCGGGCGUGGUGGCGGACGCCUGUAGUCCCAGCUACUCGGAGAGGCUGAGGCAGGAGAAUGGCGUGAACCCGGGAGUCGGAGCUUGCAGUGAGCUGAGAUCGCGCCACUGCACUCCAGCCUGGGCGACAGAGCGAGACUCCAUCUCAAAAAAAAAAAAAAAAAAAGAAAAAGCAUUUUGAUUAUUUCAUUUCUGGAGGAUGACCUUGAGGGAAGCUUUUUAAUAUUAGUUUCAAGCUUUCCUUACCGUACAACUUUAAACAAAAGCUUUAAUUUUGUUUGCACUCCUGUUUUGAGCUUGUAACUGGAAAAGCAUGUCUUGCACUGUUCAACCUCCUGAGUGGUCACUUUAACAACCUCCAAAUUGUGUACAGUGGUUAUUUUCCCCAGUUGUAUAGUUUUGAGACAUUCAAUUAUCACUCUUAGUUGUAUUUUAAUUUACUAAAUUAUGUAGCUAUUUGACUGUUAAGUUCUUUUAAACAACUGUUGCCUUGGGCUUCAGUUAUUUAAAGUAAAUUUAGGUGUAAUAUAGAAAACUGUCCCUUUCCAGGUGGGAGCUUAACACCUGUAUAAAACCUAAGGUCUUGGUAAGUACCUUAGUUGAAUAAAAGCACAAGGUUAUCACCUUUUUUAUCCGUCCACCGUGACAUGGUUAUGCAUCCUUUAGAUUAACCUCACCAAAUGAAGCUUUUUCUAUCCAUUUUUAAUAUUGUCCUUACAUAAUAUUGUCCUUAGAUUUUGAUCAAUUCUAUGUCUGACUUUGAAAUUCCAUUUACAAUGUAGUAUGUUUUCAAUGAAAAACCAUAAAGUAAAAGUAACAUCCAAGUGUUUCAUGGUUUGUUGGGAAGGUAAUUUUAAAAUAAAACAAUUUCCAAAAAACAUUUGUCAGCCAAGGUCAUCCAUAAAAGUCCCCGUCCGGAACUCGUUUUCUCAGCACUUCUCAUUUUUAUAAUCAUAGUAUUUAGCCAUAUUAUCAUAUCUUUAGAGGAAGCCUGGUGGAAUACCCAGGGCCUGUACUAGUCUGCUUUUCCGGUCAUAGGAAGACUUUUUUUUCUAUGUAUCAAAGUAUGUGUUUACAGAUUUACAGAGUGUGAUCCAUAUGCAUCAAAGGGAUACAGCCCCAGACUGUUUCUUUAAUGGUCGUUCAUGAACUAUUAAAAGUUUCCUGAAUUUCUUUUUAAACUACAUCUAGAUAGCCUAAACAUCUGUGUAGUCUUCCAUGAGUUAACAAGUGUAUAUGGCUUUCGUAAUAAGUAGUCACACGUUAGAAGGUAAAUUUUCUAUUACAAAAUCCAAAUUUCUAUUGCAUACACUUACAAUAAUCUAUUCAUAAAGCUAAUUCAUUGUACUUGUUAAUGCAUGAAUGUUCCAUGCACUAGGAGAAUAAAGCACUACAGUUCGGUUGUUCAAAUCUUAAAUCUUAGGCUAUUUAGCUGAAACAUGUUAGGAUAUUGCCUUCACCACUUACUAGGACAGUUAUUUGAUAGCUGUUAUGCUUACCUAUGGAUAGCAUAAUGGUAUUUAAAGUUCAACAAAUCGCAGAUUAUUUUGAUCAGCUAGAACUGACGUAUGUUACAAGAAAACUGUAAAUUAACCUCCUGAGAGAACCAUUUUGCCCUGCAUUUUAAGCCAGGUAUUUAAAUGCUGUGUGUUAAUACUGCGUUGUCUUAGUGCAACAUUUCUUAAAGUAUUCCCGUCAUCUUCCUUGGCUGUUUUUCAGAGGAGACGUCUCCAUGUUAAUGGGUCAUUCCCACAUAGAAAUGUAUUAUGGUACAGCGCUACACACAUGGAUAACAAUGUGAAAAGGCAUGCCUAAGAAACGAAAACGGCUGACCUUACCCCCACCCCAGCCGGAUCCUCUCCUUAUCUCCCACCUGUACUUGGCUUACCUGGUUUUCACAGAUUCUGAGGUUAUAGAACCUGUUGUUUUUCAAACUCCUGUACAGAGCCUGGAAAUAAUGGAGCAAAUGCAAAUGUAUUGAGAGUCAUUAUACUUAGUUUUAAAGACUAUUGGGUCAAAAGCCACUGAUUUGGGAAGCAAUUUUUUUGUAAAACACUUUUUUUGGAGUACUGAACUUUACAGGGGCUUGCCUUAAUCUCUAUUUAGUAGUUUCAAGAUGUAUGCGCAAUUAUUCUACGUGUUAAAAAUGUUAAAAUAUUCUAUGUAGCCCCAAACGUGGGUAAAACAGUAUAAGUAAUGCCUAAAUUAAUAAGCUAAAAGGUGUCACUACAGCUGGAUUUUUGAGAGAAAAUGGACAUAAAACUAGGCUAUGUGUAAUAAAAAUAAUGGCACCUUAGGAUUGCACUAUUUUACGCAUUAUUUUAUAUGCCAUUUCAUAGCCUGCACUUUAAUCUCCAAAGAAACGAUGUAUGAUGUCCCACUUGUUCCUUAUUCUUAAUAAACUUUUUCCUGAGACAGGGCACUUAAUUCUAUUUUACUAUACUGAAUUAGUUUCUUGGAGGUAGAUUGCUUUCUUGAGUUCUCUGUUUCCUUAGCCAUAAUAUUUUCUAGGAUCCGGGAACUCCCUAUAUAUAUUGUCUAUUUCCAACAUUAUAUAAUUUUAAUUUAAUGUAAAUCUCAUACUUGGUGAUCAGCACAUUCUUGUAUCCUGCUCUAGCAAUGAGUACCCAUUUGUUACACUUACCAAACUCUCUAAAAACAUAUACUGUAAGAUUUGAAGCCAGGAAUAAAAGGCAGUCUGAAAGAAAACAUCCUAUACGAUGCAGUUGUUUGGAAAUGGCUAAUUUCUGAUAUGAAACCCAAUUUGAUGCACUGUUCAGUUUUUGACUUGGGGUCUAUCUGAAUUGCUUUAACUAGUACACAAAAGGUUAAGUUAAAACUACUUUAAACUUGUAUAGCCUGCCAUCUGAGGUGAAUUAUUUUCAAAAAAUACUAAAUCUAUGAACUGAGACUAGCAAUUAGUUGGCUGCUCCCUACCAUGAUUUUACUUUUAAUAGCAAUACAGUUAUAUUGGUGAUAAAUAUGACAGGCUUAAGUACUGCCGGCCUUUUGCAUCUUCCUAAGCAUCUUGGUUAAAUUUCUGAAGUUUAAAAAUUAGAUCCAGAUUUCUUCUGUUGUGUCUGAAGAGAACCAUGACAUUUAGAAGUAUAUUGGUAAUCUAUUAGGUCCAUUGGCAAAGUAUAUCGGUCCAUAUUCAAACCUAUUCCAAAAGGUUAGUGAAGUGUUUAAGAUUCCUUUAUUGUGGUACCAUGUCUGUUUACCUAUGCUUAUGAGCAACAAUAAAUUACUAGUUUACCUUCUGGAAUUUUAAUUGUUAUAACCGAAUCAAUUAUUGGAAAGUGAAAAACACCUCCCGGUCACACAACAGGGUACGUAAAUAAAUGUGUUGUUACCAGUG